Molecule: messenger RNA, 1770 nt
Organism: Prunus armeniaca (apricot)
Lineage: Eukaryota; Viridiplantae; Streptophyta; Magnoliopsida; Rosales; Rosaceae
Source: the annotation of a GenBank genome assembly
AUGGCCUCCUCUUCUGGGAGCUUAGACACCUCUGCAAAUUCACACCCAACCUUCACUUUCUCGACGCACCCGUUCAUGACCACCUCCUUCUCUGACCUCUUAGCCUCUGGCACAGAUGAAGACCCCAGCACCAACACCACAGUUCAACAUGUUGGCCAUGGCGGGCUAGCAGAUCGAAUAGCAGAACGUACUGGGUCUGGUGUGCCCAAAUUCAAGUCUCUUCCUCCUCCUUCGCUGCCCAUUUCUCCUCCCUCCGUUUCUCCCUCUUCUUACUUCGCAAUCCCAGCUGGGUUGAGCCCAGCUGAGCUUCUCGACUCUCCUGUCCUCCUAAGCACUUCGAACAUUCUUCCAUCUCCAACUACCGGAAGUUUUGCAGCUCAGGCCUUUUGGAAGGCCAAUUCUGGAAACAACCAGCAGAUUGUUAAACAGGAAAGCAAGAACUACUCAGAUUUCUCUUUCCAAACACAAACAAGACCCUUCACUUCAUCAUCAACAAUGUUUCAAUCUUCUAACGGCACAAUUCAAACUGCACAAGAACAGGGAUGGAGUAACAGUUACUUUCAGGCACAAGAACCCCAAAAGCAAGAUGAUUUUUCCUCAGGGAAGAGUAUGGUGAAACCUGAAUAUGGUUCUGUGCAGAGCUUCUCAUCUGGAAUGGCCACCAAUAUCCAAAAUAAUAGUCAGGCCAAUGGUGGUUUCCAAUCUGAGUAUAGCAACUACAACCACCAACAAUCUCAGACCUUGAGCAGGAAGUCAGAUGAUGGGUUCAAUUGGAGAAAAUAUGGUCAAAAACAAGUGAAGGGAAGUGAAAAUCCAAGAAGCUAUUACAAGUGUACUUACCCCAAUUGCCCAACUAAGAAGAAAGUAGAGAGGUCUUUGGAUGGGCAAAUCACUGAGAUAGUUUACAAGGGCAACCAUAACCAUCCCAAGCCACAGAAUACUAGAAGAUCAUCAUCAAAUUCUUCUCAUGCAAUUCAGGCUUCUAAUCCCAACACCAAUGAAAUCCCAGAUCAGUCUUUUGCCAAUCAUGGUAAUUCACAAAUGGAUUCCAUUGGAACUCCAGAAAAUUCAUCGAUUUCGAUGGGAGAUGAUGAUUUUGAACAGAGUUCUCAGAAAAGCAAGUCAGGAGGAGGGGAUGAAUUUGAUGAAGAUGAACCUAAUGCCAAAAGAUGGAAAAAGGAAGUUGAUAAUGAAGGUAUUUCAGCUCCUGGGAGCAGAACAGUGAGAGAGCCUAGAGUUGUAGUUCAGACAACCAGUGAUAUUGAUAUUCUAGAUGAUGGGUACAGAUGGAGGAAGUACGGGCAGAAGGUGGUAAAGGGCAAUCCAAAUCCAAGGAGCUACUACAAGUGCACAAAUCCAGGAUGUCCAGUGAGAAAGCAUGUUGAGAGAGCUUCUCAUGAUCUUAGAGCUGUGAUCACAACCUAUGAAGGAAAGCACAACCAUGAUGUUCCGGCAGCUCGUGGCAGCGGCAGCCAUGCUUCUGUCAAUAGGGCUCUACCAAACAACAACAACAUUAACAACAACAAUAACAAUGUAGCCACAGCAAUGAGGCCUGUGGCCCAUCAAACUAACAACUUAAGGCAACAAACAUCAGAAGGGCAACAAGCACCCUUUACCCUAGAGAUGUUGCAGAGCCCCGGGAGUUUCGGAUUUGCAGGGUUUGAUAACUCUAUGGGGUCAUACAUGAACCAAGCGCAGCUCAGUGAGAACAUGUUUUCUAAAACCAAGGAAGAGCCAAGAGAUGAUGCCUUUUUUGAAUCAUGCUGCUGA